UGAAUGUAUCACAGUGCAAAACACCUAAAACUUCGAACCUGUUAGUUAUGUACCGCUGCAUGUCAAGGUUAUGUCGUGUAACUGGAGGAAUACAUCUUGCAAACCCCUCAUCCACCCAAACAUGGGCAUGGACCAUAAAGAAAUGUCUACCAUCAGUUUUCCCUAACUGCUCUAUAUGUCAGUUCACUCACUUAAGCUCAGACAGAUUAAAGGAAGCCCAGAGAUUCACAGUGCAGAGAAACUGGAGACUCCAGCCAGCAUUACAUCGCUUCUAUAGCUCAAGUUCACAUAGAAAAAGGCUGCCAAGUGCAUUUCCAGUAAUAGAAGGUGCCUGCCAGCUUAUCCAUCGCCAUGUAUUUGAAGCAAAUUUACGAAACAGCUUGGCGUGUCAACAAAGGUACCUAGAGCUCAAGGAGAAGGUGCUGAAGGGAGGUGGUGAUAAUGCCAUAGCCCGACAUACGCAGAAGAACAAGAAGAUUCUUGUCAGAGAGAGACUCCAGAUGCUGUUGGAUAAUGAAGAUUACCUUGAACUAUCUCCGUUCGCUGGACUGGGUUUGCCAUAUGGAGAUAUUCCAUCAGCCUGCUGUGUCACAGGUAUUGGUCAGAUACAUGGGCUGUGGUGUGUGUUUAUUGCUAAUGACGCCACAGUCAAAGGAGGCACAGCUUACCCAAUUACAGUAAAGAAAAAUCUUCGGGCCCAAGAAGUGGCCAUGCAGAAUUGUUUGCCCUGUGUGUACCUGGUGGACAAUGGGGGUGCAUUUUUACCGCUUCAGUCUGACGUCUUCCCUGAUAAGAAUCAUGGUGGCCUCAUUUUUUACAAUGAAGCUUUAAUGUCAGCAAUGAAGAUUCCACAGGUGGCAGUGGUGUGUGGAUCAUGCACAGCUGGCGGUGCAUAUGUCCCAGUUAUGGCAGAGGAGGCUGUGAUUGUGCACAGGAUAGGAACCAUAUUUUUAGCUGGUCCUCCACUGGUAAAAGCUGCUACAGGUGAAGAAGUGACUCCUGAAAAUCUAGGAGGGGCCAGGUUGCACUCAGAGGUGAGUGGCUGUAUGGAUCAUUUUGCUGCUGUGGAGAGUGAAGCAUACGAGUGCACCAGAAAUAUUAUCUCAACACUAAACUUUGAGCUUCCAGAAGAGGACAGAUCUGAGUCAGAGAAGCCCCUUUACAGUGCUGAGGAGCUUAUGGGCCUUGCACCACACGCCUACAAUUACAGCAUGGAUGUCAGACUGAUUGUAAGUCGGCUGACUGAUGGAAGUCGGUUCCAGGAGUUCAAGGCUCGCUAUGGAACUACUCUCGUGACUGGAUUUGCAAAAAUUAAAGGGCAUUUGGUUGGCAUUGUUGCCAACAAUGGAGAGUUGACGUAUGAAGCCUGUUUGAAGGGAUGCCAUUUUAUUCAGCUGUGUGAGCAGAGAGACAUCCCUCUCAUCUUCCUUCAGAACACCCCUCCAGAACCUGGCCACACUUUGUCUCAGUUUAAGGCAGAGUCUUACACUAACAGACUGAAAGCUCAAGGAUCCAUGAUUUCUGCUGUAGCAUGUGCUACUGUUCCCAAGAUCACUGUGGUUUUUGGAGGCUGCCAUGGUACUGACAGCUAUGCUAUGUGUGGAAGGGCUUUUGAUCCCAACUUUAUGUUUUUGUGGCCUAAUGCUAGAGUGUCGAUUUUAGCUCCAGACCACGCCAGUGCAUUAGUGCAGGAUGAAGAGGAGGCCCUGCGCAUUAAUGAGCAGCUAAAAGAAGAGAGCUCAGCAUUCUUUUCAUCAGGCAGACUCUGGGAUGAUGGAGUAAUUCUUCCCCAGGACACCAGAAAGGUUUUGGGAAAAUGUUUGACAAUCAUCAAGCAGAUGAAUUACCAGCUGUCUAAAAAGAAGCAUCAUUCUCCUCUUCUUCGAAUGUAACACUACCUCAGAACAAUCCUUAUUGUAACCCCCGUUAAGAACGCACCCUAUACUUGAGCCACCCCUACAGAGCAUGCGCAUUCUUUUCCCUCCUUUUUUCUCUCUCUGAUAGUGGUGUGCGAUACUGCAAAAUUUGGUAUCGAUCCGAUAUCAAGUAAAUACAGGGCCAGUAUCGCCGAUAUCGAUCCGAUAUGAUACUUUUUACUUAUGAAGCAGCUUAUUUAUUUUUAUGCAGGGAAGAGCAGUGUCAUGAUUCAUGAGGUGAAUGUAUCAUCAAUAUGCUAUAAUAAAUAAUAACAAAUGAUUUUGUGUUAAUUAGUUAAUCAUGGGCAUGUGAAAACCCACUACAGUUUUUAGGUGAAUAAAAAGUAAUUUUAUUUUAUGUAAUAAACUUUAAUGAAGUCUGGGGUUUUUUGUUGAGAAACAAUUAUAUAAUAAGAAAACAUAAUCCCCCCUCAUUGCACACUCUGGCUUUUUGUAAAAUAAAGUACAGAAAAUACUAAAGAACGUCAAUUCUUUUUUCAGUAAAAUUAAUUCCUUUCACUGCACUUCUUAUCUGGCUUAAAACAAAGUACAGUACAACAUAACAUAACUGAAGAACAAAUGUGUUAAAACUUUAAUCUUCUUGAUGAAAAUAUCCAGUUUCUCUCUGCCUCACUGCUGUAUGUAUUUUCUCUCAGUGUCAGUGUGCAGAGGAGCUUGUGUUCAGUCACAGCCUCUAUACAGAAUAUUAGAUUUAUUAGAACACUGUAGUUGUGUUAAAAGUUCCCUGCUGUUGUUGUGAUCUCUGAAAGACAAUUAUUUCAGGAAAUUGGGUUAAUUUGAACUGGGUUAUACUGUAGUGACUGGAAAUAUUUGAUUAUUUUGUUUGUUUUGGUUUUUAUACACAUACCAACAUAGACCCUAUUUCCUCUUAGUAUUUUAGAUACAUAUUCCCUACACUACACUUAUUUUAUUUAACUAUUUCUUUUAAGUUACUAAGUUAAAUGUAUUACUGUAGUGGAAAAUUCCUUUAAAUUGCUACCGAAAUUGAGCUCAUGCUGUCACUAUGUGAACUUUGUUUUUUUGUAUUUUAUUAUAAGAGUCACUUUAUUGUUUUGAUACUGUUGUGAAGAGCUAAAACCCAGGGUGAGAAAAAUAUCAUUUUCUAUUUAGUAUUUUCUAUAAAUAAAUGGAAGAAUUGGUAUUCAUAAAACUCUCAACUUUCUGUCUGUUGUAAUUUUGUCCAAGCCCUCCUCCUAGAACCUGGUAAAGUAUUGAUACUGGUCCAUAGGAACUAUACAAAGUAUUUACAAAUCUUAAGGUUUAUUUGUGAUCUGUGUACAUGUAGAGCUGGUUGUAAUAACUAUGAUCAGAGUGAAAUUAUUCCACAACGGUUCAAGCCGUGUGUUACAUUAUAAAAUUUUAUUUGGACUGCAUCCAAUUCUCUGUAAUUUCUAUUACAUGUACAAAGCAGCAAAAUCAGUUUUAUGUUUGUAUCUAGAAAUGUAAUAUGUACAUCCUGGUGUUUUUAAAAUCAGAAUGAGGUUUUUUAAAAUAGGAAAUAAAAUACUGUUGAUAACUACACUAACAAGUUAAAGGGCAUUGUCAUGCACUAACAUUUGAGGUCAACCACCCGCUCACUAAAUAAACAAGAACAAUUGUAGUACCUUUAGAGAUA
Molecule: messenger RNA, 3552 nt
Organism: Trichomycterus rosablanca
Lineage: Eukaryota; Metazoa; Chordata; Actinopteri; Siluriformes; Trichomycteridae
Product: methylcrotonoyl-coenzyme A carboxylase 2
Exons: 13
Coding region: 48-1892 (614 amino acids)
Biological process (GO): L-leucine catabolic process
Cellular component (GO): methylcrotonoyl-CoA carboxylase complex; mitochondrion
Molecular function (GO): methylcrotonoyl-CoA carboxylase activity
Source: RefSeq, a predicted model, not a curated record